ACAAACAUGGGAUUGCUGAUGAUGUUUGUUCUUGCAUGGGUACAUUAUCACUAUCUUGACUGCAGGGAAACUCAGGACUUUCACCGCUCAAGAAAUUAUCCAGUAGAGAGGACACAAAAGCAGACCGGGACUUACAUCCCGAUUUUUUUAGCCCAAGUUCAAACUUAUCAUUAAAUAUUUUUCUUGCUUCUUCAUUAUCAAAAAACAAGCGUAUAUCUUUUGUUACAGCAUUAUACUCGUAGGUUUUAACAGUGCCGUCCGCCAAAGUUUUCUUACUGCGUUUCUUCAGUGGCGUUGGGUUUUUCUCCAUUGUAGACCGGUCACACUGUUUGGUAAAUCCAGGUAGCGAAGUUUUGAGCUGAGAAAUCACUUCGAUGUUCCUCCCCAAGAGUUGAUCGCAAAAAGCCUCGAGUUUGCCUUCAAACUCAAAAUCGAAACAUCUGGCACGUGGCAUUCAUGCAUUCGAUUGGUCAGACAUACCACGUGUCCUACCAUUACAACCAAUCACACACUACAGUUAGUGUAUGACGUAGGUCCCAUCAGCCUCUGUGUGUUACGUAAUUCAAUUGCCUAAUAACCUGAGUCACUCAUUUCUAGUUCACGUUGCGUAACAUUGUCCUUUCUCUUACGUAAUCAAAGUACGUAAGUUUCGCUCUAAGGCUUGUCUGUUACGACGAUAACACCUCGUGGCUACACCUCACCCCCGCCUUACGUCACCGUCAUGACGUGAACGGCCACGUGACUAUCUGACUCUUCCAGGCUCGCAUUCUGUCUGCGUCGUGCUAGUUUGAGUACAAUCUUUUUUAUAUUUCAUUCACAAUGAGUUUCUCUGUGAUACUGCGGGAUUUAGAUGAAGAAAAGGAGAGGGCAAUUCGUCAGCUGUUUGAAAGAAAUGGCUGGUCCUAUAAUGCUGAACGACUCCCACACCAAACUUCGAGAAAACGAGGAAGAUACCCAGUGAAUAAGGAUACGCGGGAUGGCGAUGUACUGGCCAUUGAGGGUGGAGAAACUUUGCCCCCCGGACCAGGUGCGGCACCUGAAUGUCCACACUGCUUCCAAGCACCUUGUAUAACAUCAGGAGCUCGCGACGUAAAGUUCAUCGGGAAGGGACAGGCGGCUUGUCCUCAAAAUCGAGGUAUUCGGAAUAGGAUCUACACAAGGUAUUGGAAAAUGCUAGACUUUGUUGGACUCUGGAAGGACAAGAGAUACCUAGUUAGAAAAACCGCUUUGGCAGAAGGUGAAUGGGUGCUGUGCCACAGGCGUGAAGUGAUGCCCACUUGCGUCGUUCAAAAAGUACGGACACUGUACCCAAACCCAGAUGGAGUGCCGUAUGUCGGUCACCAAUGGGAAUAAAAAAAAAACUAAACGAGAGGAAUAAAAACUAAGUUUAAAAAUUCCA
This is a messenger RNA of Pomacea canaliculata, 1399 nucleotides long. RefSeq lists its product as uncharacterized. The transcript is spliced from 2 exons. The coding region runs from base 820 to 1353 and encodes 177 amino acids. The record is from RefSeq and is a predicted model, not a curated record. Lineage: Eukaryota; Metazoa; Mollusca; Gastropoda; Architaenioglossa; Ampullariidae.